Molecule: messenger RNA, 1683 nt
Organism: Trichomonas vaginalis G3
Lineage: Eukaryota; Parabasalia; Trichomonadida; Trichomonadidae
Product: secretion of lysosomal enzymes
Exons: 1
Coding region: 1-1683 (560 amino acids)
Biological process (GO): protein localization to membrane
Cellular component (GO): membrane
Source: RefSeq, a predicted model, not a curated record
AUGCUUCAUUAUCUUGUUAUCCUUUCUUACUCAGGAUCUCAUUCUUAUCUAGAUAAUGAAACCAUUAUCGGAUAUGCAAAUAAUAUUGGUAUUCAAGGUGCCCCUUCUGAGGAUAUCUUUCUUUUAUCAAUUCCAUUUUUUAACACUAUUCAGGUUAAAGAUAGAGUUAAACCAAAACUUUCCAUAUCAGAUAAAGUUAUUGCUAACAACGGGAUUGAUAUCGGAUUUCAUCUUUAUUUUGAUCAUGACCAAUCAAAUAUUGAACUUGCAACUAUGAAUAUUACAUCAGCUGAUACAGAAAUACUUAAAAAUCUAAUAAUUACCCACAAAAACUAUCAAAUAACAAUUGAUCAGAAUACAAAAUUUGUUCCAAUUGGAACAACGAAUCAAUCAGAACUCAAAUUAUACACAACAUUCUAUUUUACGAUAUACACUAAUGGAAUGCAGAUUGUUGAUUUCACUUUGAAUUUGUCAAAUUUAACAGAAGUUAAACCAUCUGAUCAAAUCAAGUUUGUUUAUUCUACAAAAUACAUACAAGGGCGUCCUCCGACACCUAAUACGAACAAUGAUUAUUUCGUUGAUCAUCUUUUGAGAAAAUAUGCUUCAAUCUGUAGUAUUGUUCAAGCAUUACUAUUUAUUUCAUUAGUAAUAACAAUAUACAAUCAAAUGAAAUCGGAAUUCGAACAUCCUUCUACUCAUAAUGAAGAUUUCGAUCUUUUGAUGACUUCUGACAAAGGAUGGAUGCUGUUACAUGGAGACAUGUUUUAUGCUCCUCAAUAUCAUUUUUUACUCGCUAAUUUUGUUUCUCAUGGAAUGAGUUGCUUAAUCACAUUAAUAUCCGUAACUUUUUAUGCAUAUGCAUUUAACAAGGACCAUAAUUCUACCCGCUAUAUACAAGCUUUCAUAAUUGCAUAUGUAUUUUCAUCAAUAAUUUCAGGUUGGUUUUCAUCAUCAUUAUCAAUUCUAUUUUCUGAUAAGAAAUGGCUUAGAAUUGUUCUGUCAUCAGUUAUAUUACCAUUUACUUGCUAUUUAAUGAUUUUAUUAUCAAUUAAUUUCUUUACAAACUAUUCAUCACCAUAUUCCAUUUCUUUAUCCACAGUUACGAUGCUUAUAUCAUUUAUAUGUUUCCCAUGUCUCUUUAUUUCAACAAUUUCAGGAGCAAUAUCUUAUAAAUAUAAUUUGCAAAGAAAUAGCUUUGAUACAGCCCUUGUACCACACACAAUACCUCCGCAACCAUGGUACUUGUCUGGAUUUUCAGGCUGCAUUUUUAUAACAAUUUUUGUUUGUUCUUCAAUUUUACCGGAAUUAUUCUAUCUGAAUAAUUUCAUUUGGCUUAAGAAACCAUGUGACUCAUUCGCAGGACUUUUUAUAUCUACAUUGACGUCAAAUAUUGUUGCAGCUUGCGCAUCUAUUUGUUUUAUAUACUUUAGAAUACAUAAUGAGAACUAUCAUUGGCAAUGGAUCUCAUUUGCUGCUCCGGCAGCAGCAAUGAUUCCAAUUUUUAUUUAUUCACUUUAUUUUUAUUUAUUUAAGUUUGAAAUCAGAUCAUAUAUAAGUGCAACUGUUUUCUUAACAAGAUCAUUGCUCAUUUCUUUGAUGUUUGGGUUAUCUUAUGGAGGAAUUGGAUUUAUUUCUACAAAGAACUUUAUUAAUUUCAUUUUCUCAAAUGCCAAACUUGAUUAG